CCCUAAUCCGGCCGUAGAGCAGCUUCCGAGCUCCAACAGACGCGGAAUCGUGCCGCAGCCGCCGCGUCGCCGCCCGCCCGCGCCUCCAGGUUGCCCGCCCGCGCCGCCGCCAGACUGCCCUCCACCCGGCCGCUCGCCUGCUCGGCGCUCGCGGCGCCGGUGCGCCAUCCGCCGCCCCGCCCGGCGCCCCCCGCCCCCGCGGCCCGCGCGUUCGGCCGCCGCCAGUUGGGCGAGAUCCCGGCGUCCCGCUCGGCGCGACGGCCAGGCGCCCAGGCCAGCGAGGGGGCUUUUCGUCGCCGGCGCCGGACCAUUCGCCCCCACCGGCGCCGGGCUCGCGGCGGCCGCCGUCUCCACCGCAGCACCCCCCGCCUGACAAAUCGAGUCCAGCAGCAGAUCUCCCACCCGCCACAUCCCGGCCCUAGCGUCACCACCAGAGUCCUCUACAGCGAGCCUACUUCAAGUGCACUCUUGUCCUUCGCAACGGUGCCCACACUGGCAUCGUCAUCCACUUCUUUGUGCUCUCCCCCACCAGCCUGUCCAUACAAUCUCCGUUACAAACGCGCCAAGACAACUGCUAAGCACCUGGUUUUUGAGCAAGCACAGGAGUGGAGAUGCAGAGGCUGGGGGAUUUCAGGCUGCCGCCCUUCUUCAACUACCCACCUUACUUCACUUUGCAGCCUGUGCGCGAAACGCGGGAAAAGCAAGUACAGUUAUGGAAAGAUCUGAUACUUGAUUACUGCAGAAGUCAAAAGAUACAUACGAUAUCACUGGAAGAAGAUUUCCCCUUGUUCUCCAAUCCAAAGAUCGAGAGAUCUCUUAGCCACGAAGCAAAGGAAGUGUUCCUUGCAGCUCUUGUCAGUGAAGGUCGUGCAGAGUGGAUGGAUAAAGGUCACAAGAAGUGCCUCAUUCUUUGGUUAAGGAUACAAGAUUGGGCCAAUUUCCUAAUAAACUUUGUAAAGGAUAAUGGAUUGGAAGUAAUGACCAUUGAAGAAAUACGCUCUGGAACCGAUACUCGUGGAACUGAACUUGAGGGAAUCGAUCGUAGUGUUCUCAUGCGGGCUCUGCGGCAGUUGGAACAGAAAGGCAAAGCAGCUAUCUUCAAAGGCACUUCGGCCGAUGAUGAAGGCGUCAAAUUUUCUGUGUAAAUUUCUUUGCAAAUCCUCAAAACUGGCAGACCAAUAAACGGAUCAGUCAGUGUCUUUGAACAUGACGUGAAACAUCACAUCCUUCCCGAGUAGCAGUAUUUUUUUGCAUGUUAGUAUUGAGUGCUGCGGUUGCUAAACUCCCCUAGUUCAUCGUUUCCUGGUUUGCUGUGGUGAAAUUUGACAAGAACGGUUGAACUGCUCA
Setaria italica (foxtail millet) is the source of this 1347-nucleotide messenger RNA. Its product is annotated as vacuolar protein sorting-associated protein 25. Gene Ontology annotation, molecular function: structural molecule activity; protein homodimerization activity. The transcript has 9 exons. The coding region runs from base 612 to 1145 and encodes 177 amino acids. Lineage: Eukaryota; Viridiplantae; Streptophyta; Magnoliopsida; Poales; Poaceae. Gene Ontology annotation, biological process: protein transport to vacuole involved in ubiquitin-dependent protein catabolic process via the multivesicular body sorting pathway. Gene Ontology annotation, cellular component: ESCRT II complex. The record is from RefSeq and is a predicted model, not a curated record.